AUGUUUGACUUCGCAGUUGGGUCAGGAGGCAAGCGCGCAGGCCAACGCGGUGGACGUGAUGACCGUAGCGGUAAGGCUGCGGCAGAUCCUGGAAGUCCAUCAGGCUGCCAAGGAAUGGCUUUGGCACGUGGCGACGAGGAGGAACAUGCCGAGCUUGAAGGUCGCGGUGCUGGAAAACGCAACAGCGCCAAGGCGGCGGCGGAAAAGGGCAGUUAUGAGGGCAAGCACUCGCAGGAUGUGGCUGGUGGUCACGAGCAGGCGCAUGCUGAGCUUAAAGGCCGCGGUGGAGGAAAACACAACAGCGCCAAGGCGGUGGCGGCAAAGGGCAGUCCCUCGGGCAAGCACUCGCAGGAUGUGGCUGGUGGCGACGAGUACGCGCAAGCUGAGCUUGAAGGCCGCGGUGGUGGAAAAUGCAAAAGCGCCAAGGCGGCGGCGGCUGUGCUCAGUCUCUCGGGCAGGCACUCGCAGGAUGUGGCUGGUGGUGAGGAGCAGGCGCUGCCCAAGCCAGUCUUUGAAGCAAACAAGCGAGGUGGUGGCGGUAUCAACCAUGACGAGGAUGAGCCUGGAGCAGUGGCUGAUGGGAAAGAGCAUGGACGUGAAGCUAUGAUCGCCGACAGUGAAUCGGGCAGCUCAUCUGGGAGUGAGGAGGUAUAUGAGGACGAGGAUGACGAGGAGGAGGAGGAGGAGGAGGAGGAGGAGGAGGAGGAGGAGGAGGAGGAGGAGGAUGAGGAGUUGGAGCCGGAGAGCGAGGAUGGGGAGGAGGCUCGGCCUUUGAAGAGGAGUGUGCGGAAACCCAAGAAGGGCAACGAGAACGUGUUGGUGGCAUUAUGCGCAGUGAUAGCGGCAUGGCUGCAGUGGGAUAGGCACUCCCAGUACGACUCGCUUCAGGGAGAGCCCCUGUUCAUGGUGCUGGAGAACAUGGGAGGUGGCGCUGGGCGUACGGUGCUCUCACACUCUGCCCCAUCUCCCCUCUCUCACCAAAACAAUUCUAUCCCUUCUCCCUCCCCCCUCUCUAUCCCAUCCCUCUCCCUCCUCUUCCAGAGCCCUUAUAAACGGUGCUGCUGGUCGCGCGUGUGGCAUGCGGGGCAGCGUGGGAUAGGGGUGGCUGCAAUGGGAGUUGAGACUCCCACCAUACGUUGGUUCUUCUCCCACUCUCCCCUUCUCCCACCCCCCUUUUAUCUCCCGCCCUCCCCUUCUCUCCCGCCAUCCCAUUCUCUCCCGCCCUCCCUUUCCCUUGCGCCCUCCCCUUCUCUACCACCCUCCCCUUCUCUCCCGCCCUCCCCUUCAUCCAUACCCUUUGGACAACCCUUAACCAUGUCAUGCAUGAUCACGCAUGUCACAUGCUGCCCCGCAUUGUCAUGCAUGCCCACAGGAGGGAAUCAGCGGGGCUUCAAGUGGGGCGACAGUGGGCUGUAUGUUCACGAGUCGGCGUUCUGGGGGACGGCCGAGCCUGAUGAUGAGAAGAAGGACCUGAAGGAGGAAGAGCAAGAGGUGUACGACACUGAGGACAUGGAGACGGAUGACGAGGAGGUGGAGGAGGAGGAGGAGGAGGAGGAGGAGGAGGAGGAGGAGGAGGAGGAGGAGGAGGAGGACGACGACGACGACGACGACGAUGACGAGGAGGCGGAGCUGACCGAGGAACCGCAGGAGACCGCGGGAGGCCGCGGACAACCGCGGGACCGCGGGAGGCCGCGGGAGGUUGCGGGAGACCGCGGGACCGCGGGAGGCCGCGGGAGACCGCGGGAAUGCGGGAGGCCGCGGGACCGCGGGAGGCCGCGGGAGACCGCGGGACUGCGGGAGGCCGCGGGACCGCGGGAGGCCGCGGGGCCGUGGGAAGCCGCGGAAGGCAACCACGGGAUCACGGGACCGCGGGGACCGCGAUGGGCGCUGGUGGACGACCGGGGGCCACGGGGGCCGCGGGAUACCCGGUCGACCAGGAUACCCAGGCGACGUGGGUGA
Molecule: messenger RNA, 1959 nt
Organism: Closterium sp. NIES-65
Lineage: Eukaryota; Viridiplantae; Streptophyta; Zygnematophyceae; Desmidiales; Closteriaceae
Source: the annotation of a GenBank genome assembly